Messenger RNA from Rhododendron vialii, 2538 nucleotides. RefSeq names its product amine oxidase [copper-containing] gamma 2-like. The record is from RefSeq and is a predicted model, not a curated record. Gene Ontology annotation, molecular function: primary methylamine oxidase activity; quinone binding; copper ion binding. NCBI's taxonomy places the organism in Eukaryota, Viridiplantae, Streptophyta, Magnoliopsida, Ericales, Ericaceae. Gene Ontology annotation, biological process: amine metabolic process. The transcript is spliced from 5 exons. Bases 307 to 2433 code for a protein of 708 amino acids.
GUGCUUCUCUUCCAAUAUAAUAAUCUUCUUACCUCUCAUCCAUUAGGCUACCACAUGCCCUUGCUUUUUUAAUUAUUCCAUGCUUUUGUGUCCAUAACUACUGUUCUUGUAACUAGCCGAAUUGGUGGGCCCUGAAGAAGUCACUAGUGGUGAGUUUUUUUUUAUCAUGCCAAUGAAGUGAACAAAUUUCCUUCCUUGGAAUGCGGCAUAUAGAUAACAUUUUCCUUCUAAUAUGUCAGCAUCCAUCUUAGCAUCGGAAACAUACACUGGUCACUUCCUUGAGAGAGAGAGAGAGAGAGUGGUGCCAUGGGAACCACUUCUUAUCUUCAUCUCUCUUUCAUUUUCUUUAUAGCCCUUUUCAUCUUUCCUCAUUCAUGGAACCCUGUGACCAAAAAGGGAUUAAGUGUCCAUGCCAAGUUUGGAUCAGUCUUGGAGACCAAAGCUUCCAAGCCCAAUAACCUCCUAGCAGAAGCCCCAGUACACCCACUAGACCCACUCACCGUAACCGAAAUCAACACAGUUCGAGCCAUCCUCUCAUCUUAUGUACCCUUUUCGUGGGCCUUCCCCGCGAUUCACUCUCUUUCCCUAGAUGAACCCGAAAAAUCUCAGGUCUUGGAGUGGAAAAAUGGUGACCCACUUCCACCUAGAAAAGCCCAUGUGAUUGCCCUAUCGAGUGGCCAAACCCAUGUCCUGACCGUGGACUUGGACUUGGGCCUGGUCACCGGGCAUGUCACCAAUCCGGGAUCUGGCUAUCCGCCACUAACGGCCGAGGACAUCUCGGUCGCACUACAAGUGGUCCAGUCCAAUAAAGAGUUCAACAAAUCAAUCAUGGCCCGAGGCAUUCAGUUUUCGGAUUUGUCUUGUGGCACGCCUUCUGCGGGCUGGUUUGGGCCGGAUGAAGAAGGGAGGAGGGUGGUGAAGGUCCAGUGUUUCUCAACCCAAGACACGCCCAAUUUCUACAUGAGGCCCAUCGAGGGCCUCACUCUGAUAGUUGACAUCGACAGGCAAGAGGUGGUCAAAAUUUCAAACACAGGCCGGGGCAUACCGGUUCCAAAGAGUGCCAACACAGAUUACCGGUACGUUGCACAGGCCAAGGGACCAGAGAUGGAACCCAUCAACCCAAUCUCCAUAGAGCAACCCAACGGCCCAAGCUAUAGAGUCGAAGACGGGCAUACCGUGAGAUGGGCCAACUGGGUGUUCCACCUGAAGCCCGACCAACGAGCCGGGAUGAUAAUCUCCCGGGCCACGGUUCGCGACUCCGAGACCGGCGAGCCGAGGAGUGUCAUGUACAAGGGGUUUGCUUCGGAGUUGUUCGUGCCGUAUAUGGACCCAGAUGAAGGAUGGUAUUUCAAGUCGUAUAUGGAUGAAGGUGAGUUUGGGCUUGGGGUGACAGCAAUGCCACUUGUGCCUCUCAAUGACUGUCCUGGCUACUCUUACUAUAUGGAUGGGCUUUUUGUAUCGGCCGACGGAAGCCCAUAUGUUCAACCCAAUAUGAUCUGCUUGUUUGAACGGUAUGCUGGGGAUAUUGGCUGGCGACACUCAGAGCUCAAUAAUUUUCAGAUCCGGGAAUCAAGGCCCAAGGUGACGCUUGUUGCAAGAAUGGCAGCGACAGUAGGGAAUUAUGAUUAUAUUUUUGAUUGGGAAUUCCAAACAGAUGGUUUAAUACGCGUUAAGGUAGGGCUAUCCGGGAUGCUUAUGGUGAAAGGGUCUCCACAUGAAAAUAUGUACCAAGUUCCUUACAAAAACGACAUGUCUGGUCCAUUGGUGUCCGAAAAUCUGAUCGGUGUGGUUCACGAUCACUUCGUUACCUUUCACCUCGACAUGGAUAUCGACGGGACCGACAAUUCGUUCGUCAAGGUCAAUCUUGUGAAGGAGGAGACGUAUCCAGGCCAGUCGCCGAGGAAAAGCUACUUGAAAGCUGAGAGACGCGUGGCUAAGAGGGAGGAGGAUGCCCGCGUUAAGCUUAAUAUUUAUGAUCCGUCGGAAUUUCAUGUGGUUAAUCCGUCGAAGAUGUCUAGGCUGGGAAACCCAAGUGGUUACAAGGUUGUCCCUGGAGCAAAUGCAGCCAGCUUGCUUGAUCUCGAUGAUCCCCCACAAAUUAGAGGUGCUUUCACCAACAAUCAGAUAUGGGUCACUCAGUAUAACCGAACCGAGCAAUGGGCUGGUGGGCUUUUGGUGUAUCAGAGCAAGGGAGAAGACACACUAGAUGUGUGGUCCAAAAGGAACCGCGGUAUCGAAGACAAGGACAUUGUGUUAUGGUACACUUUGGGAUUCCAUCACAUACCUAGUCAAGAGGAUUUCCCAGUGAUGCCAACAGUAACCUCCAGCUUUGAACUGAAGCCUGUUAAUUUCUUCGAACGCAACCCAAUACUUCGGGCCAAGCCCAACUUUGAGACUGACCUACCUGUUUGCCGGCCUCAGGGCCGGUCCUGACUUUUUCAGACAUUUAAGCAAAAAUUAAAUAUGAGACCCUUUUUAUAAGUGGACUAUCAUAAUGGAUAUCAAAGUGGGAGGAACAUAGAGAUGUACUUUCUUCAA